This is a messenger RNA of Micromonas commoda, 1536 nucleotides long. Its product is annotated as non phosphorylating glyceraldehyde-3-phosphate dehydrogenase. The record is from RefSeq and is a predicted model, not a curated record. Gene Ontology annotation, molecular function: lactaldehyde dehydrogenase (NAD+) activity. The transcript has a single exon. NCBI's taxonomy places the organism in Eukaryota, Viridiplantae, Chlorophyta, Mamiellophyceae, Mamiellales, Mamiellaceae. The coding region runs from base 1 to 1536 and encodes 511 amino acids.
AUGGGCUCCGGGCACGAAGGCGGCGCGGGCGCGCCCGGCGGUGGAGAGUUCUACUCCCCGCUCUACAACCCCGACACGGGCGCCUACCGCUUCCUCAUCGACGGCGAGUGGCGCGACUCGGCGUCGGGGCAGCUCGUGCACAACGCCAACCCGAGCAAGGGCAACGAGCGAUGCUUCGGCUUCCAGGCGUGCACGCGCGACGAGGUGGACGCCGCAUACGCCGGCGCCAAGGCGGCGCAGCGGCAGUGGGGCCGGAUCCCUCUCAACAAGCGCGCGUCCAUGCUGAAGGCCGCCGCGGAGCUCAUGCGCCAGCACCACGCCCCCAUCGCCGACGCGCUCAUCCGGGAGAUCGCCAAGCCCAAGAAGGAUGCCACCACCGAGGCGAAGCGGUCGGCGGAUCUCAUCGAAUACGCCGCGGAGGAGGGAUGCAGGAGCCUGGCGAAGGGCGACAUGAUCACGAGCGACUCUUUCCCGGGAGCCGAGCGCGAUAAGCUCUGCAUGGCGCACAAGGUUCCCCUCGGCGUCGUGCUCUGCAUCCCGCCGUUCAACUACCCAGUCAACCUGGCGGUGUCGAAGAUUGCGCCCGCGCUCAUCGCCGGCAACGCGUGCGUGGUGAAACCGCCGACGCAGGGGUGCGUCAGCGCGCUGAUGAUGGCGCAGUGCUUCAAAAAGGUGCCGGGUAUCCCGGCGGGGCUCGUGCAGGUGGUCACCGGGCGCGGCGCGGACAUCGGCGACUACAUGGUGGAGCACCCCGGCGCGAAUUGCAUCUCGUUCACGGGGGGCGACACCGGCCUCGCCGUGUCGCGCAAGGCUCGCAUGGUCCCGGUGCAGAUGGAGCUGGGCGGGAAGGACGCGUGCAUCGUGUUUCCGGACGCGGACCUCGACCUGGCGGCGACGGCGAUCGUCAAAGGGGGGUUCAGCUACAGCGGCCAGCGGUGCACGGCGGUGAAGAUUGUCGUCGCCUUUGAAGAAAUCGCCGACGCGCUCGUCGCCAAGGUUGAGGAGAAGACGCGAAAGCUGACGGUGGGCCAGCCCGAGGACGACGCGCAGAUCACCGCGGUGGUGAGCGCCGCGUCCGCGGAUUUCAUCCAGGGCCUCGUGGAGGAUGCCGUCGCGAAAGGGGCGACGAUGCGCACGGAGUGGCGGAGAGACGCGAAUCUCAUCUGGCCGUGCCUCGUCGACGACGUCACGGCGGAGAUGCGACUGUGCUGGGAGGAACCCUUCGGCCCGGUGGUGCCCGUCGUUCGCGUGGGGACCGAGGAGGAGGCGCUGCGGUACGUCAACGAGAGCAAGUACGGUUUGCAGGGGUGCGUGUUCACCCGCGACAUCGACCGCGCCAUCGGGAUCGCGGAUCGCAUGGAGACGGGUACGGUGCAGAUCAACGGGCCGCCGGCGCGGGGGCCGGAUCAUUUCCCCUUUCAGGGCGUCAAGGACAGCGGGAUCGGGAGCCAAGGGAUCGUCAACUCGAUCGAGAUGAUGACCAAGGUGAAGACCACGGUGAUCAACCUCGCCAAGCCCUCCUACGCCACGGCGUGA